This is a messenger RNA of Penaeus monodon (black tiger shrimp), 534 nucleotides long. RefSeq names its product extensin-1-like. Lineage: Eukaryota; Metazoa; Arthropoda; Malacostraca; Decapoda; Penaeidae. Bases 1 to 534 code for a protein of 177 amino acids. The record is from RefSeq and is a predicted model, not a curated record. The transcript has a single exon.
AUGACUCAACCAGCAUACCACUAUACCACCACACGACUCAACCAGCAUACCACUAUACCACCACACGACUCAACCAGCAUACCACUAUACCACCACAUGACUCAACCAGCAUACCACUAUACCACCACACGACUCAACCAGCAUCCCACUAUACCACCACACGACUCAACCAGCAUACCACUAUACCACCACAUGAUUCAACCAGCAUACCACUAUACCACCACCACUCAACCAGCAUACCGCUAUACCACCACACGACUCAACCAGCAUACCGCUAUACCACCACAUGACUCAACCAGCAUACCACUAUACCACCACCACUCAACCAGCAUACCACUAUACCACCACACGACUCAACCAGCAUACCGCUAUACCACCACAAGACUCAACCAGCAUCCCGCUAUACCACCACCACUCAACCAGCAUCCCACUAUACCACCACACGACUCAACCACAGCAACACUAUACCAUUAUGGUUAUCAUGCUGAUGAUAACUAUGUUGUCUCCUUAAAUACUGAUGUAGAUGAUGAAUAA